Molecule: messenger RNA, 1324 nt
Organism: Coccidioides posadasii C735 delta SOWgp
Lineage: Eukaryota; Fungi; Ascomycota; Eurotiomycetes; Onygenales; Onygenaceae
Molecular function (GO): FAD binding
Source: RefSeq, a predicted model, not a curated record
GCAUCGAACACCAAGACGCGACAAGUACAGAAGUUGAGGCUUGACUCGAAAUACGAACAUGGAACCUCAAUCAACACCACCUCCACUCCUGCUUUCAGGCAAGAAAGUUGCUGUGGUAGGUGCUGGAAUCUCAUGUCUUGCCUUUGUCAAGUCGCUACAGAAACAGUGGCCUCAGGGCCAGCCAUUCCCCGAAAUUAUCAUAUACGAGCGAGACGCUCAGGAUGCCGUGGGGCGUGAGGGCUAUUCCAUUUCUAUUCGUGGUGAUGCGCUAUCUGGUGGAAUGCAAGCUUUGGAGAAAAUGGACCUUUUGGACCAUGCGUUAAACGCCUCGCUUACGGGAUCGCAGCGGCCUGAAGAGCGUGGGUCUUUUGGUGUAUGGGACCCGGAUUGGAAUCGGCUCCUCGAAGUUGGCAGGCCAAAGUGUGACACCAAUCAAGUUGAGCUGGGAAUGCGAAUCGCGAGGGACUCUUUGCGCCGCGUCCUGCUGGAUAGUGUGCUUGAAAGCAAUAGCCCAGAUAUCCGUUGGUCAACGCAGUGCGUCAAAGUCGAGAAAGUUGAUGGAAAAGUCCAACUUCAUCUGAAUGACGGCAAAACAGAUGUAUGUGACUUGGUCAUUGCCUGCGAUGGUGCGAAUAGCAAGAUUCGAGAAUGUCUUAGACCAGAUGAUAAACUCUCCUAUGCUGGUGCAGUCAUGAUCAUUGGCACGGCGAGGUUUCCUGAAGGACAGGUUCCUGCACCGGCAAAUAAAGACUGGGGGCUAGUCCUUGGUGGGAAGAACGGUGUGGGCUUAUUUGUGUCUCCGAUUGACUCGUCGAGCGCGGUUUGGAGCCUGAGCUAUAUGGCUCCAGAGCCACGAGAAAGGAUAAAUCCUCCCAUGCCGAAGGAACAACUAGACAACCUAAUUCAGGAGGUGCUAGAUCGAGGAACCUCAUUCACAGAGCCAUUCCAAACCCUGGUACGAGCUACCGACCCAUCAACCCUCCGACUUUUCAACGCAAUGGAUAAACAACCAUUCCAGCACUCGCAUUGUACGGACGUGCCCGUGAUAUUCAUAGGCGAUAGCAACCAUGCCAUGAGCCCCUUUGCAGGAAACGGCGCGAAUAUGGCAUUGCUUGACGGCUGGGAUCUUGCAGAGCAGCUCUGUCGAGCUCAGUCGCUAGAAUCAGCGCUCGAAGCGUAUGACAAAUCUAGCAUUGGUCGUUCCCAAAACGCCAUCGCAGGGUCCCGAUGGGCUAUAUCUAUGGGUCAUGCAACAGGUUUCAGGCUAUUCGGCUAUGGCAUCGCAUUGAAGCUUGCCUCAUUGAUAAUGGCACUUAGAGGGUGA